AUGCGGUACGCAUCUUUGGCUGGCUCUCAUACCAAUGCAGCUUUGAGAGCCCUCCGCCGCGAAGUGAAACUCCCACAAGAUCAUGGAUCCGGUCCCCUGGCACUGGAAGGCAAACUGUCGAUGGCCCGAGCUCGAUCUCAUGACCCACAGCUGUACAAGGCAGCUGAGGAAGGCAUGAUCUGGCGGAUUGUGUCCAAGGAAGCUGCAGCGAUCGAAGGUGUGCCACAGCUGAUCCAGGCAGCAUCCAAUACCUCCGGCCACUUGCAGCGGGGAGAGCAUGAGUGGCAAAUCUUGCUGCGCAUGAAGGGUAUGAUUGAAAGGUCCACCCAACCUCCAGAGUGGGCCCAAGUUCGCAAAGAUGUCAUGAGGACAAAGCCAGCCUGCGCUGAAGCCACCCCCUACAUGUAUCAGUUCUUGCUCAAGUACAUGCAUAAGAGUUUGCUGGCAAAGGUUGAGAGCAGGGUCAAGAAGAAUGUGAGCACGAAGAAGGUGCUCGGGACAGAGUUCUUUGUGAACUUGUCGGGCACGUCGAAGGAUUGGCAGGCGCAGCAUGUUUGGUUUCGGCAUGCUUUGCUUGGCCUAGCCUACAACUCAGAGAAGUUGGUUGGGGCCAGUGAUGCCCGACGAAUCUUGUCCAAAGAGAUGUCCCCAGCCGUGGCAAAGGCGGAAGGGUUGAUGAUCAAAAUGCAGAAGCUCUUGGACAGCGUCAGUAUUCCGGACGAAUCCGCACAGCAGGUUCAAACUUGUUUUGAGAAAUUCCAAGAUGGCUUGGUCUUGGAAGUCCUUGAGAAGCGCAAGGAUUUGACUCCUCAAUCCAUGGCGUGCGAGUUCAUGGAUGAACUUCAGGAGGCUCUUGGAAAGAGGCUUUCCACCGAGUUCGAUGCCCAUAGGAAGCCUGAGAGCUCCACCCCAUCAGCUCCUGCGGCAAGCCCGG
Durusdinium trenchii is the source of this 934-nucleotide messenger RNA. The record is from the annotation of a GenBank genome assembly. Lineage: Eukaryota; Dinophyceae; Suessiales; Symbiodiniaceae.